Coccinella septempunctata (seven-spotted ladybird) is the source of this 1192-nucleotide messenger RNA. RefSeq lists its product as uncharacterized. The record is from RefSeq and is a predicted model, not a curated record. The transcript has 2 exons. Lineage: Eukaryota; Metazoa; Arthropoda; Insecta; Coleoptera; Coccinellidae. Bases 219 to 1085 code for a protein of 288 amino acids.
UAUGUUACGAAGGGAAAAUAUUCUUUAUAAUUCCUUAUACAACGGUAAGUGUAUGCAACCAAUAGUAGGCGGUAGUAUAACAAUCCCCGUUUUACCGGUUGCAUACUCUCCUCUCGUUGAGGUUGAAGGGAGGUUAUGUCAAAGAUAUCUUUGGGUUAUGUUUGUUCUAACCUCAUCCGCUCAUCCCAACAUAACGGUCAACUUUUAAAUUUGCCGGAAUGAGUGCAGAAAACCCAGAGGAUUCAUUGAACAAAUGGAUGAGCGACGGAUCGUGGAUUUUGUGUGAAACUGAAGAGACUGUGAUCAAGAUGCGAAAAAUGACUAACGAAAUCUGUGACAAUACUGAAAUGGAUCAUGAUAAUCCUGCAGCAUCGACAAGUUUUGAAUGGUUGGAUGGAAGGGAAGACUCUUCACUUGUGGUUCCACUUGCAGAAGGUGAACAGUUUUAUGUAGGAGACUAUGAUGCCACUAUUGAAUUAGAUACUGAAAGAAAUGAAGAUGAGGUUCUAUUGCAACUUGAUUUCGAUGAGGAAAUGGACGAUUGGGAGAGCAACUUAGAAGAUGGAGAUAAUGGUAGGGUCAUGCAAUUAUUCAUUGUCCACGUCUUUUUGGCUGAAGAGCAUAAAAGGUGUCUCCAACUUGGUGGUUACAUUUUCAAAACGGUAAUGAUCUACGGAACAGUAACAGAGGUCAAAGUAAGUAACAAGAAAAAUUCGCUAUUGAUUGAUGAUGGAACAGGUCAAAUAAGGUGCUAUAUGGAAGAUCAUAUCAAUGAUGAUGUUGAAGAAGUUGAAGAAAAUUCUGAUAGUAGUGAUGAUGAUGGCCCUUUCUCUGAAAUGUUCCAAUACUUUAAAGAAGAAGCCAAAGAAAGUGAAUAUAUUUCACCAACGUUCAGCAAAAUCGAUGUUGGGGAUAGAGUUUGGGUUUUAGGAAAUGUGUCUGCCUAUAAAGACAAUCGUUAUAUAUUUAUCAAGAAACUUUCUAGGCCUAAGAGUAUCAAUAGCUAUAUCGCUUUCAUGGAAGAGAUUUUUGAAGAAUUUGAUCAAUACCCUUAUGAUUUUGUUCCCUCCAUUGAACAUUCUUAGAAUCUUUACUUUUUUCAAGUUGUCAACUGAGUAUAUUUCCUAUGGAAUUUGAUUUUUAGUUCUCACAUGAUUUUAUAGAAUAAAAUUUAUUUUUGUUUAUAUAAGAA